AUGGACACUAUCACGACCGUCAAACCUACUUCAGUGAACGAUGCAUCACCAUUAGCCCCAUCCAUUGGGCACAAUGUCGAGGCUCUUGACAUAGGCGCUGAAAGUCCUGAAGCCCGAUCAAAGCUGCGUACAUAUUCUAUUCUGGCGUCACUUUGCCUUGUUCUUUUCGUAUCGGCACUUGAUCAAACCAUCAUCGCAACAUCAAUUCCUACCAUAUCCGCCUCUUUAAAUUCCGCGUCUGGAUAUGUCUGGAUUGGCGGCGCGUACUUGCUGGCCAACGCUGCCGCCGGUCCCAUCUGGGCGAGAUGCAGCGACAUCUGGGGCCGGAAGCUUGCUCUUCUGAGCGCGAUUGGCCUCUUUGCAGUUGCUAGUAUCAUUGCGGCGGUGAGCUCUGAUAUGCCCAUGUUGAUUGCUGCACGAGCACUUCAGGGCACGGCGGGCGGCGGUCUCAUUUCCCUGGUCACGAUAACGAUCUCUGACCUGUUCAGCGUGCGCAAACGAGCAUUGUUCAUAGGUUUGCUCGGAGCUAUCUGGGCAAUCGCGGGGUCUGCUGGACCUCUUAUCGGAGGAGCACUCACCCAACUUGCGAGUUGGCGGUGGUGUUUCUGGAUUAACCUUCCAGUAUGCGCCAUCGCAUUCCUGUUUGUGCUUCUCUUUCUUGAUGUACAUGACCCCCGUACGAGGCUACGUGAAGGACUCAAGGCUAUUGAUUGGUUCGGGACAUUCUGCAUUCUUGGUGUUACUCUUCUACUCCUGCUGGGACUGGACUUCGGCGGUGCUAUCUUUCCAUGGGACAGUCCCAAAGUCAUUUGUUUGCUUGUCUUUGGCGUACUGAUGAUUGGUUUCUUCCUUUACAGCGAAAGGAGCCUCGCCAAGUAUCCACUUAUGCAUCUGGGCAUUUUCAAGGACUGGUCUAAUAACGCAAUCCUCUUACUCGCCUUUGCCCAUAGUAUGGUGUCUAUUGGUGUUGAGUACUAUCUGCCGCUAUACUUUCAGAGCGUCAAGCAAGAAUCACCCCUUCGAAGUGGCAUCUUGAUAUUACCGAUGCUGGCAACUGAAGCCGCUACCGACAUAGUUGCAGGGGUCGUCGUCCAUACGACCGGUCGGUAUAGAGAGCUUGUUUGUGUUGGGGCAGUGCUCAUGACGCUCGGUACUGGACUUUACGUCAACUUCGGGCGCGAAACCCCUAUUGCUAUCAUUGCUGUGUUCGAGAUCAUUGGCGGCAUUGGCGUUGCGCUUCUGUUCCAGACACCAUUGAUUGCACUUCAGGCCGGUAUCAAGCAGGCCGAUACAUCGUCAGCUACCGCAACAAUAGGCCUCAUGCGCAAUGUGGCAACUUCAUUCUCAAUUGUGCUCGGAGGCGCGGUAUUUCAAAAUAGCAUGGACAGUCGCCAGUCGUUGCUUGCUGCUGCAGGGCUUGACCCUUCUACGCUGUAUGCUUUAUCCGGCGACCAUGCAGCGGCGAAUGUGGAAAUCAUCCAAUCCAUUGAGGAUGCCAUGCAGCGCCAGGUCGUACAAGAUACAUUUUCUUGGAGUCUCAGAAACAUGUUCAUCAUGUACACCUGCAUCGCGGCUGUAGCGUUGGCGACAAGCAUGUUCAUUAAACAGCGACAUCUGAGCACGGAGCAUAGCGAAACGAAGACAGGAAUCGAGAAUCUCUCGAAGCGAGAAAACUCCGGAACUUGA
This is a messenger RNA of Truncatella angustata, 1686 nucleotides long. Its product is annotated as MFS drug transporter. Gene Ontology annotation, biological process: transmembrane transport. The record is from RefSeq and is a predicted model, not a curated record. NCBI's taxonomy places the organism in Eukaryota, Fungi, Ascomycota, Sordariomycetes, Amphisphaeriales, Sporocadaceae. The transcript has 2 exons. Gene Ontology annotation, molecular function: transmembrane transporter activity. The coding region runs from base 1 to 1686 and encodes 561 amino acids.